AGUAGUAUAAAUACAGGGACCUUAAGCCCACCAGUUCGGUUUAGUUCCAGCUGCCUAAGUGGAUACAUAUCUGCAUUUUUCGGAGAUGGCAUCAAGAGGCUGCAAGCAUCAGGCAGACAUAUUUUGCUAUGUCUGCAGCCAAUUUAUCAAGACAAGAGCGAAAAAGUACUGCUAAGAUGUGUGAGGCCUACAAGGCAUAUUUCGGCAUGACUGUCGGGGAUCAAGACAAACCCUGGGCACCUCAUUUCACCUGCGUGCAAUGCAAAAAAUCUCUGGAGGGAUGGUACAGAGAGCCAUGAAGUUCGCUAUCCCAAGAAUUUUGCGGGAACCCACUGACCACUCAAGCAACUGCUACUUCUGUAUGGUGGACCCUUCCAAAUGUCGGACUGGCAAGAAUGCACCAGAUAUCACGUAUCCGGACCUUCCUUCGUCCUUCGCCCCGGUGCCACACUGCCAUGAGCUCCCCGUACCCACUCCUCCGGAGAGAGAGCAGCUGCCUUUAGAAGAGAGUAGCGAGUCAGAAAGCGAGGAAGACGUUGUUGAUCCAGAUGACAAUUUCAGAGGUGGAGCUGAGGAGAGAAACCCAUACUACCCCAACCAAAAAGACCUCAACGACUUGAUUAGAGAUCUUGGUCUCACCAAGUCCAGUGCCGAGCUUUUGAUGUCUAGGCUCAAGCAGUGGAACUUGUUGGAUGAAAGUGUGCAAGUCGCAGAUCAGAGGAAGCGUCACCAACCAUUUUCCUGCUUCUUCACCCGUCAAGAUGGGCUCUGCUUCUGCUACAAUGUGACCACUCUGUUCGAGGCAAUCGGAAUCGCCUGUAACCAGAAUGAGUGGCGCCUCUUCAUUGACGGCUCAUCCAGGAGCCUCAAAGCCGUGCUGCUCCAUAAUGGUAACAACUACCCGUCUCUUCCCCUGGCUCACUUGGUUCACCUCAAAGAAGAUUACAACAGCAUCAAGGCCUUGCUGGAUGCCUUGAAGUAUGAUGAGUACAUUUGGGGGCUGAUUCGUGAAAGUGAUUUACAAUAUAAUCGUAAAUCUCGAAAAACUACUCACUUCUAAAUCUUUUGUAGUCAUUUUUGUAUUACUUUAGUAUAAAUACAUGUGAAUUUGGAUUCAUAUGUUGUUUUUUUCUGACUUUAUCUGAACGAAAAGACACAAAUUUGCCCGUUUUCUCAUUGGAAAUAGGUACAUUUCAAAAUAUCACUGUCCUGGUCACAAAAGCAAAGUUUGUGGGGAAUAAUAGCCUUUUUAUAUACUUUUGAGGCAUAAGCAAUUAGGAAAUAACACUUACUACCCAGAAACAAAAAUUGUGUUACAUAGUGUUAUCUAAUCAGCCAAUCGUGUGGCAGCAGCGCAGUGCAUAAAAUCAUGUAGAUCAACCAUCAGAAUGGGGAAAAAAUUUGAUUUCAGUGAUUUGGAGUGUGGCAUGAUUGUUGGUGCCAGAUGGGCUGGUUUGAGUAUUUCUGUAACUGCUGAUCUCCUGGGAUUUUCACACACAAUAGUCUCUA
Myxocyprinus asiaticus (Chinese sucker) is the source of this 1509-nucleotide messenger RNA. RefSeq lists its product as uncharacterized. The transcript has 2 exons. NCBI's taxonomy places the organism in Eukaryota, Metazoa, Chordata, Actinopteri, Cypriniformes, Catostomidae. The record is from RefSeq and is a predicted model, not a curated record. Bases 260 to 1060 code for a protein of 266 amino acids.